AUGACAUCUUCACCAAAUUUAUCAUCAAAAUAUGUCGUAUUUUCGUAUAAUAAAAAGCAUGAAGAACUUGUAUUAAAAAUUUAUUAUUAUUUGAAAAAUGAAAAUUUACCUGUAUGGAUUAAUAUUCAAGAUGGAAUCAAUAAAGAUAUAUAUCAAAGUAUGGAUAAUAUUGUUGAACACAUACGUGUUCUUGUAUGUUUCAUGACACCGAUGUAUCAAACUUCAAAAGAAUGUCAAGAACAAGUUGAAUUUGCUAAAAGUAAACGAAUACCUAUAAUUUCUUGUCGUCUUUUACCAAAUUGGAAACCAUCUGGUUGGUUUAAUAAAAUCACAAAUGAUCAAUUAACAAUUGAUUUACAUGCUGUUAAUCAGAGAAAUUUUAAGGAAAAAAUGAAUAAAUUAAAAGAAAAAAUAAUCUAUUUGUUGUUAGACGAUAAGACAAAUAGUCAAAUAUCAUCGAAUUUGCUUGCUGAUGAGUCUUUCAUAGAUCAAUCGAUAUUAUUAGAUGAUUCAUAUAUGUUUUGUUUAGUUGAAUAUUUAAAUUCGAAUUGUAUUAAGAAAAAACCAUAUAAACAUCGAAUACUUCCAAAACAUUGUCGUUUAUCAUUAUCAAAUUUAAUGAUUUGUAAUAAUGAAUAUAUAUUAAUUAGUGCAAAUCAUCAUUUACAUUUAUUUGAUGGAAAUUUAAAAUAUAUUCGAUCAAAUAAAGAACGAAAAAUAAAUGAAAAUGAUCUUAAAGAUUUAAGUUGGUCUUCUUAUUCAAAUUGUUUUAUAAUAUUAAUGAAAAAAGAAAUUUAUUUAAUGGAUCCAUUAUCAAGUAAAAUUUCAAUUAUUGAAUAUUUUAAAUUAAAAGAUCAUCGAGAAGAAUAUCUAUCAUGUACUUGUUCAGAAGAUCAUAUUUAUUUAAUUAAAUGUCAAUUUAAUUCAAAUAUAUAUUAUCUUGAAGAAUAUUAUUUAUCAACAUUUAGAUUUUUAAGAAAAUUUCAAAUAACACAUUUAAUUGGAACAUCUUUAGUUAUUCAAAAUGGAUCUUCUAAUCAAUUUCAAGAUAUUGAAAAAAUAAAUUCAAUUCGAUAUAAUGAAAAAAAAUUAGCUAUUAUUAUAAAAAUAAAUUCACAUUCAUUUAUUUAUAUAUUUCAAUUGCAUGAUCAACCUGUUUUUUUAAUGAAAAUUCCAAUAGAAGAUAAUUGUCGAAUGACUAUUUUAAAUCCAAUUAAUCAAUUUAUUAUAUUUAAAGAUUAUUUAUCAAAUUUAUUUAUUAAAAUAUCAAUCGAUUUUGAAAAUGAUUUUCAAUUAAAUCAAUAUUAUAAUUGUUCUAAUGGACUUAUUGACUUUAAUGGAAAAUUACGUAAUGUUGCCUUAUUUGGAAGAUCGAAUCUUGUUUUUCUUAUUGAUAAUGCUCUUCUUAUUUAUCAAUUAUAA
Messenger RNA from Rotaria sordida, 1422 nucleotides. The record is from the annotation of a GenBank genome assembly. NCBI's taxonomy places the organism in Eukaryota, Metazoa, Rotifera, Eurotatoria, Philodinida, Philodinidae.